AUGCCCUCUCACCCACUCUCAUACGCUCUCAUUUCCUCUCAUCCACUCUCAUACCCUCUCAUUCCCUCUCACCCACUCUCAAACACUCUCAUUCCCUCUAACCCAUUCUCAUACGCUCUCAUUCCCUCUCACCCACUCUCAUAUGCUCUCAUUCCCUCUCGCCCACUCUCAUACGCUCUCAUUCCCUCUCACCCACUCUCAUACGCUCUCAUUCCCUCUCACCCACUCUCAUACGCUCUUAUUCCCUCUCACCCACUCUCAUACGCUCUCAUUCCCUCUCACCCACUCUCAUAUGCUCUCAUUCCCUCUAACCCACUCUCAUACACUCUCAUUCCCUCUCACCCACUCUCAAACGCUCUCAUUCCCUCUCACCCACUCUCAUACGCUCUCAUUCCCUCUCACCCACUCUCAUACGCUCUCAUUCCCUCUCAACCACUCUCAUACGCUCUCAUUCCCUCUCACCCACUCUCAUACGCUCUCAUUUCCUCUCAUCCACUCUCAUACCCUCUCAUUCCCUCUCACCCACUCUCAUACCCUCUCAUUCCCUCUCACCCAAUCUCAUACGCUCUCAUUCCCUCCCACCCACACUCAUACGCUCUCAUUCCCUCUCACCCACUCUCAUACCCUCUCAUUCCCUCUCACCCACUCUCUUACGCUCUCAUUCCCUCUCACCCACUCUCAUACACUCUCAUUCCCUCUAACCCAUUCUCAUACGCUCUCAUUCCCUCUCACCCACUCUCAUACGCUCUCAUUCCCUCUCGCCCACUCUCAUACGCUCUCAUUCCCUCUCACCCACUCUCAUACGCUCUCAUUCCCUCUCACCCACUCUCAUACGCUCUUAUUCCCUCUCACCCACUCUCAUACGCUCUCAUUCCCUCUCACCCACUCUCAUAUGCUCUCAUUCCCUCUAACCCACUCUCAUACGCUCUCAUUCCCUCUCACCCACUCUCAAACGCUCUCAUUCCCUCUCACCCACUCUCAUACGCUCUCAUUCCCUCUCACCCACUCUCAUACGCUCUCAUUCCCUCUCACCCACUCUCUCACGCUCUCAUUCCUCUCACCCACUCUCUCACGCUCUCAUUCCCUCUCACCCACUCUCAUACGCUCUCAUUCCCUCUAACCCACUCUCAUACGCUCUCAUUCCCUCUCAUCCACUCUCAUACGCUCUCAUUCCCUCUCAACCACUCUCAUACGCUCUCAUUCCCUCUCACCCACUCUCAUACGCUCUCAUUUCCUCUCAUCCACUCUCAUACCCUCUCAUUCCCUCUCACCCACUCUCUCACGCUCUCUUUCCCUCUCACCCAAUCUCAUACGCUCUCCGUCCCUCUCACCCACUCUCAUACCCUCUCAUUCCCUCUCACCCAAUCUCAGACGCUCUCACUCCCUCCCACCCACACUCAUACGCUCUCAUUCCCUCUCACCCACUCUCAUACCCUCUCAUUCCCUCUCACCCACUCUCUUACGCUCUCAUUCCCUCUCACCCACUCUCAUACACUCUCAUUCCCUCUAACCCAUUCUGAUACGCUCUCAUUCCCUCUCACCCACUCUCAUACGCUCUCAUUCCCUCUCGCCCACUCUCAUACGCUCUCAUUCCCCCACACCCACUCUCAUACGCUCUCAUUCCCUCUCACCCACUCUCAUACGCUCUCAUUCCCUCUCACCCACUCUCAUACGCAAUCAUUCCCUCUCAACCACUCUCAUACGCUCUCAUUCCCUCUCACCCACUCUCAUACGCUCUCAUUUCCUCUCAUCCACUCUCAUACCCUCUCAUUCCCUCUCACCCACUCUCUCACGCUCUCUUUCCCUCUCACCCAAUCUCAUACGCUCUCCGUCCCUCUCACCCACUCUCAUACCCUCUCAUUCCCUCUCACCCAAUCUCAUACGCUCUCAUUCCCUCCCACCCACACUCAUACGCUCUCAUUCCCUCUCACCCACUCUCAUACCCUCUCAUUCCCUCUCACACACUCUCUUACGCUCUCAUUCCCUCUCACCCACUCUCAUACACUCUCAUUCCCUCUAACCCAUUCUGAUACGCUCUCAUUCCCUCUCACCCACUCUCAUACGCUCUCAUUCCCUCUCGCCCACUCUCAUACGCUCUCAUUCCCUCUCACCCACUCUCAUACGCUCUCAUUCCCUCUCACCCACUCUCUCACGCUCUCAUUCCCUCUCACCCACUCUCUCACGCUCUCAUUCCCUCUCACCCACUCUCAUACGCUCUCAUUCCCUCUAACCCACUCUCAUACGCUCUCAUUCCCUCUCAUCCACUCUCAUACGCUCUCAUUCCCUCUCAACCACUCUCAUACGCUCUCAUUCCCUCUCACCCACUCUCAUACGCUCUCAUUUCCUCUCAUCCACUCUCAUACCCUCUCAUUCCCUCUAACCCACUCUCUCACGCUCUCUUUCCCUCUCACCCAAUCUCAUACGCUCUCCGUCCCUCUCACCCACUCUCAUACCCUCUCAUUCCCUCUCACCCAAUCUCAGACGCUCUCACUCCCUCCCACCCACACUCAUACGCUCUCAUUCCCUCUCACCCACUCUCAUACCCUCUCAUUCCCUCUCACCCACUCUCUUACGCUCUCAUUCCCUCUCACCCACUCUCAUACACUCUCAUUCCCUCUAACCCAUUCUGAUACGCUCUCAUUCCCUCUCACCCACUCUCAUACGCUCUCAUUCCCUCUCGCCCACUCUCAUACGCUCUCAUUUACCCACACCCACUCUCAUACGCUCUCAUUCCCUCUCACCCACUCUCAUACGCUCUCAUUCCCUCUCACCCACUCUCAUACGCUCUCAUUCCCUCUCAACCACUCUCAUACGCUCUCAUUCCCUCUCACCCACUCUCAUACGCUCUCAUUUCCUCUCAUCCACUCUCAUACCCUCUCAUUCCCUCUCACCCACUCUCUCACGCUCUCUUUCCCUCUCACCCAAUCUCAUACGCUCUCUGUCCCUAUCACCCACUCUCAUACCCUCUCAUUCCCUCUCACCCAAUCUCAUACGCUCUCAUUCCCUCCCACCCACACUCAUACGCUCUCAUUCCCUCUCACCCACUCUCAUACCCUCUCAUUCCCUCUCACACACUCUCUUAUGCUCUCAUUCCCUCUCACCCACUCUCAUACACUCUCAUUCCCUCUAACCCAUUCUGAUACGCUCUCAUUCCCUCUCACCCACUCUCAUACGCUCUCAUUCCCUCUCGCCCACUCUCAUACGCUCUCAUUCCCUCUCACCCACUCUCAUACGCUCUCGUUCCCUCUCACCCACUCUCAUACGCUCUCAUUCCCUCUCACCCACUCUCAUACGCUCUCAUUCCCUCUCACCCACUCUCAUACGCUCUCAUUCCCUCUCACCCACUCUCUCACGCUCUCAUUCCCUCUCACCCACUCUCAUACGCUCUCAUUCCCUCUAACCCACUCUCAUACGCUCUCAUUCCCUCUCAUCCACUCUCAUACGCUCUCAUUCCCUCUCAACCACUCUCAUACGCUCUCAUGCCCUCUCACCCACUCUCAUACGCUCUCAUUUCCUCUCAUCCACUCUCAUACCCUCUCAUUCCCUCUCACCCACUCUCUCACGCUCUCUUUCCCUCUCACCCAAUCUCAUACACUCUCCGUCCCUCUCACCCACUCUCAUACCCUCUCAUUCCCUCUCACCCAAUCUCAGACGCUCUCACUCCCUCCCACCCACACUCAUACGCUCUCAUUCCCUCUCACCCAUCACUAA
This is a messenger RNA of Closterium sp. NIES-65, 3711 nucleotides long. The record is from the annotation of a GenBank genome assembly. Lineage: Eukaryota; Viridiplantae; Streptophyta; Zygnematophyceae; Desmidiales; Closteriaceae.